AAAAAAAAAUCACUAAUAUUCUUCAAAAAAAAAAAAAAAGUAAGAAAAAAUCGUGAACCAUUGUAUUACACUAUUACAUUACUGUUUCCUAAAGCGUGACCGUAACAUGCAAAAGCAACAGAAAAACGUGAUCGUUCAAGGAUCAAAAUUUACCAAGGGCACGAGGACGAAGGAUCUGACCGCAAUUAAGAAGACGACGAACCUAGUAAAUAAAUGUACGAAACCGAUUGUUGGAUGGAUGUGACUUUAACAAAGAAGGACGCUGCUGGGUGGGUUUACAGAGGCGAAGGAGCUGCCAACAUUGUUCUCGCUUACGUUGGAUCAUAUCCUCCUUUUAUUGGGAAAGUGAUGCGCUUGCGCAAGGCUCCAAGGAACUGUGCUCUUGCUAUGAGGAGCCCCUCUGCUUUGAACGCGCACGAACACCUUCUCUGGAAAGACAUUGAUCAACUCAUAGGAUCUUCCGACAGCGAACUUGCAUGCCAUCUAUUUGUCGAGCACGUUAUGAAGCCAUUGCUUGGUUCCCAAUAUGUUGAUGCUGGGAUGCAUGUCAUGGUGUUGAAGGAGUUUCUUGAGGCAGUUGAAAAGGACGUUAUUUCUAAGCGUCCUAUUUGGCGAGUUGAUAAUGCCAAGAUUGACACGCUUUGUGAAUCUGUGCUACUCAUGUCCGAUUAUUCGCUCUUUACUCAUGGGGCCCUAGAAUCUAGAUCUUGCAUAUCUGUUGAGAUAAAGCCCAAAUGCGGAUUUCUUCCUCUGUCAAGAUUCAUAUCUGAAGGAACUGCAAUCAAAAGAACGAUAACACGUUUUGCAAUGCACCAAGCCCUGAAAUUGCAUCAAGGAGAGAUAGCACUGAUAAGUGAAUAUAAUCCACUUGAUCUGUUCUCUGGAUGCAAGGAAAGAAUUUAUAAAGCUAUUGUGGACCUUUUUACUACCCCUCAGAACAAUUUCCGGGUAUUUUUGAAUGGCUAUCUCAUAUUUGGUGGAUUGGGUUGUGGAGCAAAAGAUACAAAUGUUUCUAUUGCGAAAGCAUUUGAGGAUUCACUUAAGUCUGUCAUUGUAGCUGAUGCUGGUAAAUGUACAGAGAACUUAGUCACUCUUGUUGCUGAGGCCGUGCAAAAGUCAAGGGUACUAGAUCGGCUCUUGGAGGUUCAGAAGCUUGAUAGUGUUGACAUUGAAGGAGCCAUUCAUGCAUACUAUGAAAUUACUUGUCAACAGUGCUUGGUUUGUAAAGAAUUGAGUGACGAGCAAGCAAAAAGAUUUUCUGUUUUUCAUUCUGCUUCUUUGGAUGAAAGCUUGAGAAUUGUGAAAGACUAUUUGAUAGCAGCAACUGCAAAAGACUGUAGUUUGAUGAUAUGCUUUAGACCAAGAAGAGAGGGAGAUUCUGGAUCUGAAUACAAUAACGUAUGUCUUAAGUCAACUAACCAAACCUUUGAUUUUAAGGUUCAUUUUCUCGACCUGGAUUUGAAACGUUUGAGUAAAAUGGAAGAACAUUAUGAAUUAGACAAGAAGAUCGUGAGCUGCUACACCGAAAUGAUUGAGGGGGAUGAAAAAAGAAAGAAAGUCACAAACUUGCAACCUUCAUAAAGUGCAAACUGGAUUUAAUGGAUUGUUAUAGCUGAGACUUGACAAAGAUUGCAGUGUGUAUGCAGUAAAGGGUAAUGAGGAUUUGACAAAACCCAGCUUAUAGGCCGUGUCUUCAGCUCAGAUCUGGUUUUUACUUUGUCAGCGUAAUUUGGCCAUUGCGUGGCUGAUGAUCUGUGUGCCAAUGAGUUUAUGAGCUGUUACAAGGUUUUCUCUCUCUCUCUCUCUCUCUCUCUCUCUCUCUGAGACACAAACUAGGAUGUAUUUAUUAUCUCAUGUUUGAGUAGUACAAAAUGGACAUAUGUAGGUUGAAUUUGCAGAAGCAGCUCAUACUUUCUCCAUUCUGCUGGCACAUUCAAAUUAAAGCUCAUACUGGGAUAGUGUUUAUUUGAAGCUCUCAUUUUCUUUCUUUACGAAUUACAACCUUGGAGAGAGCAGUUAUGUGUAAAAUACCAUUGUAUCAUAAAUGUGAUAAAACAUGAUUAGUUUUGGCAAAUGUUCAUAUAGAAAUUACUUGAUAUUGAUAGAUGAAAAUGCUACAGCUCAUUUGUAGUUUUGGCAUACUUGUUUCCAGAAUUCGUUAACAUUAAGUCCCUCAACAUCUCAUCUCACUUUCUUAUAUUGGAAAAUCUCUUUAUACAUUUUGUUGAA
Arachis ipaensis is the source of this 2229-nucleotide messenger RNA. The record is from RefSeq and is a predicted model, not a curated record. Lineage: Eukaryota; Viridiplantae; Streptophyta; Magnoliopsida; Fabales; Fabaceae.